AUGAGUGCCAAAAUCCCGCGCAACUUCCGUCUUCUGGAAGAGCUCGAGAAGGGCGAGAAAGGAAUGGGAGCCGAGGCUUGCAGCUAUGGCUUGGACAACCCGGAAGAUCUGUUGAUGUCUGACUGGAACGGCACAAUCCUCGGCCCUCCUCACAGCGUGCACGAGAACAGAAUCUAUUCGGUCAAAAUGCACUGCGGCCCCCAAUACCCCGACACGCCUCCCACCAUCAAGUUCGUCAGCAAGGUCAAUCUUCCCUGCGUCAAUGCGCGAAACGGUGUUGUCGACCAGUCGCAACUUCCUUGCCUGGCCAAUUGGAAGAGAGAGAACACCAUGGAGACAAUUCUCAUUGAGCUCCGACGUUACAUGGCUUCUAGUCAGUGUAAGAAGCUGGCACAACCGUCGGAAGGAUCGGUGUUCGAGGGCAACUAG
Molecule: messenger RNA, 429 nt
Organism: Pseudomassariella vexata
Lineage: Eukaryota; Fungi; Ascomycota; Sordariomycetes; Amphisphaeriales; Pseudomassariaceae
Product: ubiquitin-conjugating enzyme/RWD-like protein
Exons: 2
Coding region: 1-429 (142 amino acids)
Biological process (GO): protein K63-linked ubiquitination; DNA damage tolerance
Cellular component (GO): nucleus
Source: RefSeq, a predicted model, not a curated record